GGUUACCGUUUCUGUGCCUCCAGCCCCCAGAGACGGAUCUGGCGGUCAUAUUGGGCCGCCUCCUCCUCGCUUAUGAUGGCGGCGGCGACUGCCCCCGGGGCUCCAACUCCAGCGGCCGCGCCGCCUUUCUUCUCCUUCUCCACCAUGGCUGGGCGGGCUCCCUUUUUGCAGCCGGGGCUUUGAAUCGCGUCGGCGCCUGGGCUCGCCCACUCGCGCCGUGACGUCACUUCACGACCCCCGCCCGUGCGCCCGCCCUCUGUACAUGCUCGGAGGCACCACCCCCGCCAGGACUCGGUGGCGCCCGGCGGUUUCCGGCCGUGCUCGGGCGUUUCCGCCUUCGGGACCGCCGGCCUCGCGCUCCCUCUGCCUGCCUGCCUGUCUCCGGUCGGGUCGGGUGUGGCCGCGUGCGCCGCGCGCUGGCUGGCUGGCUGGCAGCAGGAAGGAGGGAGCGGAGGGAGUGUCGCUGGCGGGCGGGCGGGCGAGCGAUCGGGCGCCAUUUUGUGUGGUGCAGCCUCGGAACCUACUAGCCCGCCAGCUCGCCGCCCGCCCGCCAUACGCCCGCCCGCCCGGCCAGCCAGCCGCCAGCGAGCGAUCGAGCGGAGCGCGGGGCCUCAGGCCCGCCCUGUACAGUGACUGUGCCCCGUCCCGCCGCCGCCGUCUCCUCCCUCCUCCUCGGCUCGCUCGCCCGCCCGCCCGCCCGCGCUGCCCCCAGCCCCGCCGCGCUCCUCCGCCCGCGUCUCGCCCCCCAUGGCCGUGGAGAGCCCGAGCGUGCCCCCGCCCAGCAGCCCGCACUCCAGCCCCCCUUCCCCUUCUCCGGCCGCCGCCGCCUCCCUCCUCCACAGCCACCACCACGGCAGCCUGGGCCUCGGCGGCGCCAGCGCCCAGCCGCUCCAACAACAACACCACCACCACGGGCCCGGCCCGGACGAAAGGGAGGAUGGGGAGCUGGAAGAAGGGGAGCUGGAAGAUGAUGGAGGUGAGGAGCCCCAUGACGCAUCAGAGUCGCAUGAGAAGAGUCGGAAGGAAAAAAAUGAGAAGCAUCAUAGUGACUCAGACGAAGAGAAGACUCACCGGAGGAAAAGGAAGCGGCGGAAAGAGCGAGAGAAAGAGAAGCGGAGAUCUAAAAAGAAAAGGAAAUCCAAGCACAAGCGCCAUGCCUCUUCAAGUGAAGAUUUCACCGACUACAGUGAGGACUCGGACUUCAGCCUGAGUGAGAAAGGGCAUCGGAAGUACAGGGAGUACAGCCCUCUCUACUCCUCUUCCCAUCAGCAGUACUCAUCAUCUCACAGUGCCCCAAAGAAAGGAUAUUCCAAAAUGGAAAGCAAGAACUACCCCAUGUAUGAGGAUUACGAGAAUGAGGGCUAUUGUGACUACGAGGGAGAGGAUGAUGAAGACAUGGGCAAAGAAGAGUAUGAUGACUUCACAAAGGAGCUGAACCAGUACCGGAGGGCAAAGGAGGGGACUCAUAGGGGGCGAGGGGGUCGAGGCCGAGGCUACCGUGGGCGUGGAAGAGGGGGGAUGAGAGGACGAGGCAUUGGUAGAGGCAACCGUGGCAGAGGAAGAGGAGAUCACCCGGAGGAGGAGGAGGAGGAAAUGUAUGAAGAGGAAAUGGAGUAUUGCGAAGGAGAAGAGCCUGCAGGUGAAGAUGAGUACGACGACUAUGCCAAGGAGCUGAACCAGUAUCGCAGGAGCAAGGAAGGAAGGGGAAGGGGUUUGGGUCGUGGCCGAGGCCGUGGCUCCAGAGGGCGAGGAGGCAAGGGGAUGGGCCGGGGAAGAGGCCGUGGCAGAGGCGGCAUGGGCAAAGGAGGGGGGAUGAAUGAAGAGGAUGACUACUAUGAUGAUGACAUGGGGGAUGGAGGAGGAGGCAGCGGCAGUGGGAAUUACAGACGGAAUGACCACGAUAAAUCUCACCAGCAAUCAGAUAAGAAAGGAAAAGUCAUCUGCAAAUAUUUUGUGGAGGGCAGAUGCACCUGGGGGGAGCACUGCAACUUCAGCCAUGACAUUGAGCUACCAAAGAAGCGGGAACUGUGCAAGUUUUACAUCACUGGUUACUGUGCCAGAGCUGAAAACUGUCCCUACAUGCAUGGGGACUUUCCUUGUAAGCUGUUUCAUACGACUGGGAAUUGCAUAAAUGGAGACGACUGCAUGUUCUCUCAUGAGCCUCUCACAGACGAGACACGGGAGCUGCUGGAUAAGAUGUUGGCAGAUGACGCAGAAGCAGGAGCAGAAGAUGAGAAGGAAGUGGAGGAGCUGAAGAAGCAGGGCAUCAACCCCUUGCCAAAGCCGCCUCCUGGGGUAGGGCUGCUGCCCACUCCCCCUCGGCCACCGGGGCCACCAGCUCCAACAUCUCCCAAUGGCCGGCCGAUGCCUGGAGGGCUACCCGCUCCACCGCCGCCCCCGCCACCCCUUCCUCCCCCAGGGCCACCGCAGAUGCCACCACCACUCCAUGAGCCCCUCUCACCCCAGCAGCUGCAGCAGCAGGACAUGUACAAGAAGAUCCCCUCGCUCUUUGAGAUUGUGGUGAGGCCCACAGGUCAGCUGGCUGAGAAGCUGGGAGUGAGGCACCCAGGCCCAUCUCCGCCUCGGUUCCCUGGGCCUGGGCACCCCGACAUGCCCCCCGACAUGCCCCCCGACAUGCUCCCGGACAUGCUCCCGGACAUGUGCCCAGACAUGCCAAUGGGCCCAGGAAUGAACCCCGGCCCUCCUAUGGGACCUGGGCCCCCAAUGAUGCCCUUUGGGCCUGAUGAGAUGCCUCCUGGCCCACCAGCACAAGACUUCUAUGACAACUUCUACCAGCAUCAAGAAGCCUUGGAGAUGGACCCCAACCUGAUGGGUGGCCCAGAGGGCUAUGGGAACUAUGAGGAGAUGGAUGAAUUGCCUGGGGAAAAUAUCUUCCCUGACCCCUCCCUGGAGCCAGAUCCCUUCUGUGAUGGAGGGGUCUCCAGACUGCAAAAGCCCUCCUCGAAUGUCCCAGACUUCCUGCCGUCCACCCAGAGGGCUCUGUACCUUCGUAUCCAGCACAAGCAGCAGGAGGAGGAGGAAGAGAGGGCUCGCCGGCAGGCAGAAGGCUGCAAGCAAGAGCGGGAGCAUGACGAAGGUGACACUGGCAAUUGGUACUCCAGCGAUGAGGAUGAUGGCAGCAGCAGCGUCAGCUCCAUACUGAAGACGCUACGGCAGCAAAGUUCCAGCAGGCCCCAUGAAGACACGGCCGGUAACGCUUGCCCUGCCUCAGGCAGGAGUGACCCUCGCCUGCAGAAACCCCAGCCGUCAGGAAGUAACAGACCAGCUGACCCUCGCCUUCUGCGUGAUCCUCGGCUUUCUCGAAACAUGGAGGCUUCCACUCCAUCUGGCGCUGGAGAUGCGGGGCCCACUGAUCCAAGACUGGCACGGCACAUUCCCCCAUCUGCCCCCAAAGCAGAAGCUCUGCAUUCCAGCCCCACCGUUGGCCAGAAAGGCGUUCCAGCUCCUGAGGAGGAGGAAGGGGAAAGGGCGCUAAGAGACAAGCCUGCCACUAUUCCUCUGGAUGCAUUGUCAAAUCUCACCCUGCGGGACCCCCGCUGUCAGCUGCAGCAGUUCAGUCACAUCAAGAAAGACAUUGUCCUGAUCAAGCCCAGCUUUGCCCGCAUGGUCCUUUGGAGCCCUGAGGACCUCAUCCCACUGCCUGUCCCCACACAGGAGUUUGUCCCUGUCCCGGCUGCUCUCCAGUCCCUGCCUGCUGUGGAUCCACGCUUGAACCGGCCUCAGAACACCAGCCUUUCUGACCCCAGGCAGCGGGCGGCAGCCCCAGCUGAAGCCUCGGCCAGCUCUGGCUCCAGCCUCCCAGACUUUGAGCUGCUCUCCAGGAUAUUGAAGACAGUCAAUGCGGCAGGCAGCCCAGCCCAGAGUGACAAGCCAAGCGAUCCCCGGAUGCGAAAAGCCCCCCCUGACCCAAGGCUGCAAAAAGCUUGUGAGCAGGCAUCUUUGGGGCCCUCAAAGCCAACAGAUGCUGCCAAUGCUUCAGCAACUGGUCUUGCUGCCAGCUCUGAGGCAGCUCCUAGCAUAGCUCCCUAUGACCCCCGUCUGCUAACAGCAGGGGGGCUGAGCAGAGGCACUGGCCAGAGCAACGUCCUUAGUGGGAUCAGUCUCUAUGACCCAAGAACUCCAGGCUCCAGCUGCAAGACGGUGGAAUCUGCCGCUGGUGAGGGGAGCCUAGCGGCCAAGGGCUCUGAUGGCAGCAAAGGCAGCAGCAGAGGGAAAGAACCCUUGUUUGUGCGCCGGUCAGCCCUGGACCAGCUGGAAGCAGAGAAGCCUAGUGCAGACCCUUCUACCGACAGAUACAACAGCUACAACCGGCCACGACCCAAGGCAGCCGCCACUGCCACUGCUGCUGCCGCCACACCUGCCACAGAGACUGCCACGCAGCCUGGCAUACACAACCUCCCUGUGCCCCCUGUCUAUGGCAUGGUGAAGCAGGCAGCCAAGUCUGGGGCAGUCAGCCCAUUUGCUGGAAACAGCCCUGCCCAGGAGGGCGAACCACAGGACGCUGGCUCCUUAAAGGAUGUUUUUAAAGGCUUUGACCCCACAGCUUCCCCAUUCUGCCAGUAGUAUUAAAGACUUGCACAUGCAGCCUUGUGUCCACGAGAAGCAGCAGUGUUCGUAACUUUUUUUAUUCCAUUUAUCUCCCCCCCCCAAGCUUACCAUGUAACUUGUGUAUAUAUAUAUCCUUUGGGUUUUGCUCCGUGCUAUAGCGUGUAAUAUCCAGGCUGCAUUAUAAACAAGUAAUCAGAGUAUCUCAAGUAGCCCUAGCCAGUAUUGUCUGAUGCCCCAAGAACUCCUCCUUGGAUUUAUUUGAAGUCCACCUGAAAUCAUUCAUUGUUUUCUAAUCUUCUUUGGAAAACUUGGCCAGCUAGUCCCGCCAGCCUCUAACCCUUCCUUUGCACAGUGGGCUAUAUCUGAACCCCACCUGCUUCUCCUCCUCUUCAGGUAUUGUCUAUGGGAUGGAGGAGAGACUGGUGAAAAAAGAUGGUUCUUACCCUGUUGCUUCGAGGGUUGAAGUGUUGGCCAUGCUGAUCUGUAGAAUAUAUGUAUCUUCAUUUCUAAGCUGUAACAAAAUAUGUGUAUCAUAGCCUUUUUUUAAAAAAAAAACCAAAUCUCGUGCAGUGAAAAUUACCAUGGAGAAAUAACCAUGUUGAAUUAUUUUUGUAAUUGUGUUGGAUUUUGUUUUAAGUACCUGUCUGUCUGCCAUUUCCUGGAGAUUGCGAGAUUGUGACGAGAUCCAGCUGAACUAGAACAGGGUGCUACAUCGGAUGGGGGGUGGCAGCCUCUUCAAAAGUGAUGAAUUCUACCAAAACUGAAUUUGUAGUAUUGAAAUUAAAUUAUUAAUGUCCCUUCGAUUUCACUUGUAUGUCUUCUACCAUUUCCUUAAUAAGCAGGCACUGCCAGAGUUCUAAAAUGGUAGAUUAUGUAAUUCCUAUAAAGAACUGUUUCACAGGCCUCUUUUGGAGAUGGGCUGGCUAAUAUUAGAGCACACCAAGGCUCAGAGUCUCUGCUGCAGAGUAGGUUCACUUAAAAUCCAGACUGAACAGUUCGCAAGAUUCAGUGUAUUUUUAAAUGUGGAAAUCUUGCUGAAGGUGGCUGUCCUUUUGAUGGCAUCAAAAGAGCAAGUGCCUAGAGUCAGUGCUGCAGAUGUAGCCAUGAUAAGGAACAGAAGCAAAUCCCAGAGAUGGUUACUGUUCUUGAGUUUUUCUGGAACUGUGGCCCCAUUACAGCUGACUUGCCAACUGAGUCUGUACUCAGUCCCAAGCAGAACCUUUUCAAAGGGAAAAGAGACUUGCAGCCUGCAUUUGCUUCCUUGCUGCUGUCCAGCGUAGUACUGCCCCCUCCAACUAUGCUCCAUUGUCGUAAGAGUGAUGUCAUGUUUCCUUUUAAAGCACACACCGUUCUUUGCCCUCAUCCUGUGGAAAGAAGUGACUGCAGCCUCUUGGUGUUGUCCUUCUGAGGGCUAGCUGGAAAUGGGCUGCUACUUUUUAUGAUCUGGUUUGUUCACCUGCACUUGAAGAAAUCCAAGGCAGGAGACAAUGCCUAUGAUUUGGAGAGGGUGGCCUGAGAAAAGUAUUUCACAACAAGGGUAUUAACAGCUGUUAGGAAAGUGUUCUUAAAAAGCUUAAGCUGCUUUCUCACAAGGAACCUGUCUGGUGCCCCUGCCCAGGGAACACGGAAGAGGAUGCAGAAUGCCUCCCUUUCCUCGGACUGAGUCUGUCCUGGUGAACAAACGUGGUUUGAAUGAAGCAUGCUCCAAACAAUGCUGACCCUGCUCCCAGAAGACCUGGAGCAGGUUGGUCUGCCCUCCAAAAUGGAUGUCAGAAUCCUGAGUGGUGAAAGCUUUAAGUGUGUUCCUCUCUCUGUGUGUGAGAUGAGUGGAGUGUGUCUUCACUGUGAAACUGACUAACUGUAAGAAUGUCUUUCCCUGGGGCAUGGUGUGUAAGCGCUGCUGGCUGCAUUUGAUGUGGUGGGAGGCUCAUCUUGUGAAAAAAGUAUUUAGAAUUUGAAAAACAGCUUUAAGGUCUUAGCAUUACUUGGAAGUGGAGUAGAGUCAGGGAUCCAGAUGAGCAUUAUUAGUGCCUGAACUUAGCAGUGUUUAAGCAUCUUGGAAGGUUGGUUGUUUCCCCAUACCUGUGCCUUUGCAAAUCUUCCUGUUUCAGGCAUAUUCAUCUAAUUUAAAUGUGGUUUGUUUCUUGCCUGCGUGCAUAACAUCCGCAGUGUAUUUUAGAAACUGACUUAUGAAUAGGGGGGAAGCGCUCCACCUGACUACAAACUUGCACCAGUUUUCCUUGCUGAAAGCCAAGACAGUUAAGUUGAUUGCCUGCUCUACAAACUUAUAGCAACUUCACUGUUAAUGGCUUUGUGAAUACACGUUGAAGUCUGGCUAUUUUUCUGUGAGAGGAGCAGUGAUUUAGAACAAAAUUCUCGGCAACCUCCCAAAACUACAGCUUCCGUGGCUCCCUGGUGGAUCUGUCUCUUAAACUGGUGUAAAGGUUGCGAGUAUAACUCUUUAACUAGGGAGAGAGAUGCUUUGUGAAGUAUUCUGUCGUGUGAGCUUACUUAGGUAUAGAUGCUCAGUGACAUUUGUAUAAUAAAUCUGAUAUUUUGUAAAAACUAAAAUCCCUUCAGUAGACACAAAUGGCAAAAACUCAUGCUAAUUGAUAAAAUUGGUCAUCUCCCAGAGCUUUAUAAACAUGCUAUAAAAUGUAAAUAUUGUUUGAAGUGGGGUUUGUAUAUAUUGUACUGGUAUUUUUACAGUGAGUUUUUGGUUGCAUGGCUCUGUUUACUUUCUUUUUUUAUCACACGUUUGUCUUCCAACAAUGUCAUCCAGACUCAAGUCUCCUAUCAUUGUACUGCUGACAUUAAAUGAUGCAGUGAUUUUAAAGGCU
This is a messenger RNA of Rhineura floridana, 7409 nucleotides long. RefSeq names its product zinc finger CCCH-type containing 4 (gene ZC3H4). Gene Ontology annotation, cellular component: nucleus. Gene Ontology annotation, molecular function: metal ion binding; RNA binding. Bases 748 to 4584 code for a protein of 1278 amino acids. Gene Ontology annotation, biological process: negative regulation of DNA-templated transcription. Lineage: Eukaryota; Metazoa; Chordata; Lepidosauria; Squamata; Rhineuridae. The record is from RefSeq and is a predicted model, not a curated record. The transcript is spliced from 14 exons.